Messenger RNA from Drosophila montana, 1145 nucleotides. It is a transcript of the gene Rab14, whose product is annotated as RAS oncogene family member Rab14. Gene Ontology annotation, molecular function: GTPase activity; GTP binding. Gene Ontology annotation, cellular component: trans-Golgi network; recycling endosome; Golgi apparatus. Gene Ontology annotation, biological process: defense response to bacterium; endocytic recycling; phagosome maturation. NCBI's taxonomy places the organism in Eukaryota, Metazoa, Arthropoda, Insecta, Diptera, Drosophilidae. The record is from RefSeq and is a predicted model, not a curated record. Bases 278 to 925 code for a protein of 215 amino acids. The transcript has 5 exons.
CAGUUUUCGUCUUUGCUAAUUAAAGUUAUUUCUUUUGGUGUUUUAUAAAUUCCCGCAUAUUUAUGCUUAUUGUGCUGCAUUUGAAAUAGCCACAUAAUUGUGCUGGUAUCACCUUUGCUUGAAUGAAAAUAUAAACAAAUACAGAAGCGUUACACACAUACACAAAGAAGCACACAGCAAUAUUAACCCCCCCGACAGGCCCGUGCUCGUUGUUGCCGCCCUACAUUCCUGUUCCCUAGCUGAAACCAAAAUACAGAAAAAUUAAAACGGUCCCAAUAUGACUGCAGCACCCUAUAACUACAACUAUAUUUUUAAGUACAUCAUAAUUGGUGACAUGGGCGUAGGCAAAUCCUGUCUGCUGCAUCAGUUUACCGAGAAGAAAUUUAUGGCCAACUGUCCGCACACAAUUGGCGUGGAGUUUGGAACACGGAUCAUUGAGGUUGAUGACAAGAAAAUCAAACUACAAAUUUGGGAUACGGCCGGUCAGGAGCGCUUUCGUGCUGUGACCCGUUCGUAUUAUCGGGGUGCUGCUGGUGCUUUAAUGGUUUACGACAUAACCAGGCGCUCCACAUAUAAUCAUUUGAGCAGCUGGCUCACCGAUACGCGCAAUCUCACAAAUCCCAGCACUGUGAUCUUUCUCAUUGGCAAUAAAUCCGAUUUGGAGAGCACACGCGAGGUAACAUACGAAGAGGCUAAGGAAUUCGCCGAUGAGAAUGGUCUCAUGUUUUUGGAAGCCAGCGCCAUGACUGGUCAAAAUGUGGAGGAGGCAUUUCUUGAAACGGCACGCAAGAUCUAUCAAAAUAUACAGGAGGGUCGCCUAGAUUUAAAUGCAUCCGAGUCGGGUGUGCAGCAUCGACCCUCGCAGCCGUCACGUCCAUCUCUCAGCAGCGAGGCAACGCAUGCUAAGGAUCAGUGCUCGUGUUAAAUGUAUUAACUUUAUAUACACACAUAGUUAUAAACAAUCGAAAUUUAAUUUUUAGUGCAACUCAUAAUCAUAUUGAUUUCUUAUCUAUCUAAAACCAACACGUAAACAAAUAUGCAAUGAGAAUGAAAACAAAAAAUACAAUUGUAUGUAGGUAAAUGAUUGGAUUAAGUCGUGAAAAAGUGUGAACAAACAACCAAAAUAUAUAAACGUCCCCGACAUU